AUGCCUGGAGGGCCUCUCUUCCUCACUCUGAGAGGCAGCCAGGAGCCUCCACCCACAACAUUCAGCAGUCAGACAUCGCCACCUGGUUUCCUAGAGCAUGAACUCCAUCUAGACUCCUACCUCCUGAGAUACCUGAAGGAGAGCCCUGGGGCUGGAAGAGACCUGCAGCAGCAGCUGUCCUCUCUGGGCUGCUCUGUCCACCUCCAUCCAGAGGACAAGAGGGCAGUGGUCAGAAGCUCAGGCCAAGCUGGGUCAUGUGGAGAUGGGGUUGGGGCGGGACCAUGGAAGACACAGGUCGAGAGACUCUUCAAACAGCUCCAGGAGCGGUACACAUGCCACUAUGAGGUAGACCCAUGUAAGCGCCAGACUCUGCUGCAGAGCAGUACCCUGGGUUCGGAGGAUGUGAGGGUUUACUGCGAAGCAGCGGAAGGGUUUGCGGUGGUGGUUGGGGAGGGGCCCGAGGUCCAGGCCAAGCUGAAGGAGCUGGAGACCUUCCAGGGUCAGGGUCUGAGCUCCUGGACGCAGGAGAAGAUCAGCACCACCUGUCGUCUGGGACAGUCCAAACUCCGGCUUCUAGAGGAAGUUAUAGAGAAGGAUUUGGGGGAGGCUGUUCCAGGGGUGAGGGUGACGCGCAGUGACUCAUCUCAGCUGGUGCUGGAUGGUUCAGCAAGUGAUGUCUGGACAGCCAGACAGUUAGUUACAGAUAAAAUCUCUCUGGUGCUGGAGCGGGUGGUGCCUGCGGUGUCCCCCCACCUCCUGUACUUCCUGAGGGAUGAGUAUGGGAGGUCUGGGAACCUGAGCAGUCUGCUGGGGUUGGGACUCCAUGUGGAGGUAGAGCUGGGGGAUACAGAGCUCCGUCUGUUCUCCCUCUCCUCUGGGAAUCUGGAGCAGGCUGAGAAGAAUCUGCUGGGAAAGUUUGGGGAGGAGAAGAUUGAUGUGCCCAACUGUGGCACCCUGCCAUCUGAACUGAAAUCCAAGCUUGAGAAGAAGGUGAAGGAGAUGAACCAGAGCAGAUGCAGGGUGGUGACAAGGUAUGGUCCUGGGUGUAGAGUGCAGUUGCUGGGCCACGUGAAGGAGGUUCAGGAGCUGAGGGAGGAGAUCAGGGCCUUUCUGAUAGACCAGUCCAGUGUGGAGGAGACAGUGUGUCUCCCUUACCCAGAGAUUGCUGACCACCUACCAGAACUGCUGGAGAGGAUCGGUGUGGAACACACUGGGGUGACCCUCUACCCCUCAGCCUCAUCCAUCCAUCCCACUGUGGUGCUCUGUGGACCCUCUGUCCGGGUGGCCCAGGUUAGGGACAGGUUGGGUCCCGCUCUGGCCUCCUUGGUCCACCAGACUGUGACCAUAGACCAGCCGGGGGCGCUUCGCUACUUCCAGGGCCUGGGAAGGGAGUACCUGGGAGUGGUGGGUCGCUCUCAACACUGCCUCAUCCAGCUGCACAACCACGGUGGUGUUGCCGGCGAAGCUCGCGCUGGACCAAUACUGGAGGAGAUGGUCACAGCCACCAGCUAUCGCCUCCAGCGGGGGCUGCAGGUUGUGGUACGUCAAGGUGACAUCACCAAGGAACAGGCGGAUGCGCUGGUGAACCCAGCCAAUGAGGACCUGGAUCACGCUGGUAGCGUGGCUGCAGCUCUAAGCCGUGCGAGGGGGCCUGAGGUACAGCAGGCCAGCAGAGAUCUGGUUAGGCAGAUAGGUAGAGUGCCCACAGGUACAGUGGUAGGGACUACAGGAGGGAAGUUGCCUUGUAAGAUGCUGCUGCAUGCAGUGGGACCAGUAGGGGGCAGCGUAGGUGGGAAUGAGCGCCCUCUGCUGGAGAAUACAGUAAAGGCAGUCCUGGAUCUGGCAGAGGCCCUGGAGCUCCAGACCUUGGCCAUGCCCUGCAUCAGCUCAGGGUUAUUCGGCGUUCCUCUGAAGGUGUGUUCUGAGGCCAUAGUCUCUGCAGUGAGGGACUUUGGGAGGGAACAGCACAUCCUUACCAAGGUCACUCUGAUUGAUGUGAGAGGAGAGGCAGUGAGAGCCAUGCAGGAGGCCUGUGAUAGGCUGUUACAGGGUAAGAGGGAGAUUCCUAAGUGGGAGAGAAUGUCGAGCACCACCACGACCACUACACAUGCUCCUCAGAGAGACACCACUGCUGCCUCCACCAGGGGACCAGCUGCUCCAGAGGUCUGUGUCCAGGUGGAGAUCAUCCAGGGAACCAUAGAGAAACAGGAGGCAGCUGGACCAGGGCUGAUGAAAGCGUUUGCGAGGAAAUCAGGGGGAUGGACUGCACCUGGUGACAACGUCCUGGUGGAGGGACUGUCUGGUCUCAGCUCUGGCAGCGUCUUCUUCCUCAGCUGUCUACAAUGGGACAACAACCUCCACGGAGCAGCAGUACAGGCUCUGAGGCAGGGUGUGAGGAAAGUUCUAGCCUCUUGUGAGAUCCAGGGAUUCUGUUCUGUUGCCUUUCCUGUACUUGGAACUGGUGUAGUUCUCCAGUUCCCUCACAAUGUGGUAACACAGGUUCUGCUAGAAGAGAUCCGUAGUUAUGAACAGAAUCGAGCGAGCAGAACCCCCUUCCUUGUCCGCAUUGUUAUCCAUCCCAAUGACAGAGAUUCUACCAAGGCUUUCCAGACUUCCCAGUGUGCUUUGCAUGUCAGAGGGUUUGUAAUGGAUGCUUCUCCAGAUCAGACCUCCUUCUAUCGCCACGUCUCAACCACUCAGGACGAGGUCUCUGCCACGCUGGGCAGUGUCAAGCUACAACUGGUCUUUGGUGACAUCACCCGUGAGACCACUGAUGUCAUCGUCAACACCACAGACUUCUCAGCCAACCAUUCAGGUGUCUCCAAAGCUAUUCUGACUGCUGCAGGUUCCACAGUCCAAGCAGCGUUAGCACAAGUGGGUGUGCCAGAAGGCUUGAUGUGCACCACAGGGCCCGGUGCACUGGGCUGCAAGGAGAUCGUUCACGUCAGCUUUAAAUGCGACACACAGAGGAUCAGCAAGGUCUGUGGGAAGAUACUGAAACAGUGCGAGAGAAAUGGCUACCGCUCUGCAGCCUUCCCUGCAGUCAACACUGGAGCUGCUCGAGCAGACUCUGUCUCUGUGUGUAAGGCCAUGUUGGAUGGCAUGGCGUCAAGUGUGAGGGAUUUGUCCCCCAACAUCCUCUCUGUCAUCCGCAUUGUCAUGCUGCAGAGACCCGUCUUCCAGGCAUUCAGGUCAGAGCUGGAGAGCCGACUGGGAGCUAUCGCUCCAAUCCCAACACUGAACGAGAGAGCCCAACAGAUACUGAAGAAGAAACUGAGCAUUGGCUUUUCCUCCCCCUCGCAUGGCUCCCUUCCCCCUCCUCAUGCCCUUCCAGGCCUCACCAUCACCCCCUGGAGACCGCCCCCGGUGGUGCUGAGCGUGGUGGGGCGCGGGGUGGACACAAUCAGGGGGGCCAGGCGGGAGCUGGAGGCCAUCUUGCAGAACCAGCUGACUCAGAGAGAUGUGAAGGGAGAGGACCUGUGCAUGCUGGGAGAGGUGGAGCUGCAGGCCGUGCAGAAGAAUGCCAAGGUCCUGGGAGUGAGCCUGGAGCUGGGUAGAGUUCAGAGGACAGGAGGGGUGGAAGCUGGGGCUGGAGCUGGAGGUGGAGCUGCGACUGGAGAGGGGUUUUAUGUUCUCCGAGGCCUGAAGGAGGACGUUCUGAGCGUGCGCGAGGUGCUGGACAGUGCGCUCAGUGGCGCCCUCCGCAGGGAGCUGCAAGAGAGAAAUGAGGCACUAAUGGCCCUCAGUGUCCAGUGGUCUAUGUGCAGGCAUGGUGACGUUUGGGAGGAGCUGGGGAUGCAUGACAACUACCAUCUGGAGCAGGCACACCUAAGAGGAGAUGUCUCAGCAGAGCUGGAUGUCCCAGAUGGGAGCAAAGUCAGGGUGAACCUGAAGAACAACAUGGCCACUGACUGGAAAACGGGUUGCACCUAUAAGAUGAAGCGAGAGGAGAGUGAAAAAUUGCCAUCGUACUGGGAUGAUAUGGCCGCUGGUGAAACGCUGAAGAGAGUGCUGCUCUCGCCUACCUCGUCAGAGUACCAGGCGGUGGCACAGGCAUUCCAAAGCACCACGGCAACACAAUUCGCCAUCCACAAAGUAACAGACCAACAACCUGACACGCCACAACCUAACACACAACCAGCUGCUUAUAAUGAUUAUACUGUAUCUGGUAGUAUAGAAAAUUAAAAUACAAAAAUAUAAAUGCAACAUGUAAAGUGUUGGUCCCAUGGUUCAUGAGCUGAAAUAAAAGAUCCCAGAAACUGGUUUUCUGAUCCACGCCCCUACUUUUUUAAAAAAGGUAUAUGUG
Molecule: messenger RNA, 4306 nt
Organism: Oncorhynchus gorbuscha (pink salmon)
Lineage: Eukaryota; Metazoa; Chordata; Actinopteri; Salmoniformes; Salmonidae
Product: protein mono-ADP-ribosyltransferase PARP14-like
Exons: 12
Coding region: 1-4185 (1394 amino acids)
Biological process (GO): negative regulation of gene expression
Cellular component (GO): cytoplasm; nucleus
Molecular function (GO): transcription corepressor activity
Source: RefSeq, a predicted model, not a curated record